Messenger RNA from Bombus impatiens (common eastern bumble bee), 1130 nucleotides. Its product is annotated as PDZ and LIM domain protein 4-like. Gene Ontology annotation, biological process: muscle structure development; actin cytoskeleton organization. Gene Ontology annotation, cellular component: filamentous actin; adherens junction; Z disc. Gene Ontology annotation, molecular function: actin binding; muscle alpha-actinin binding. The record is from RefSeq and is a predicted model, not a curated record. The coding region runs from base 159 to 437 and encodes 92 amino acids. NCBI's taxonomy places the organism in Eukaryota, Metazoa, Arthropoda, Insecta, Hymenoptera, Apidae. The transcript has 3 exons.
CGCAUACUCGUGACACAUCGUACAUGCUAUCGACGGAUAUCUGUCUCCGCGACAUUUCGCUCUUUGAUCGAGCUUCUUCAGAGUUCGUAUCCUUUUAUCGAAAUUCGAAGGAUUUUUCGUAUUGUCGUAUUACUUGAGGCGAUCAUCUUUCAAUUACUAUGGACGUUGAUAUAAAACUCUCUAGAAGCAGCAAUCAAGCUUGGGGCUUUCGAUUGUCCGGAGGGGCUGACUUUAGUUUUCCGAUGACUGUUGUCAGAGUAUCUCUCGGGGGAUUGGCCGAUCAAGCUGGGUUAAAAGCUGGCGACAUAGUGACUAAAGUGAAUGGCGAAGCUAUACAGCAUUUGAGGCACUGCGAAGUUCGUGAACGCCUUGUCAAUUCCGGAAAUGAAAUCAUGUUGUCGGUCGUGCGAAAUCUGAAAUUUAAACGAGCCGUUUAACGAAAAUGUUCAUCAACACGCAUCUCGCUGCGCGAUACCGAUAAUCAUUCUAUUUUUGUAAACAAUACGAUGAGGAUAAACGUUUUAUUAUUGACAGUCAAUUGUACACAAUAUUAAUUAGCUACAGGAUACAAUCGUAUCGAUAUUCCUUGAUCAAUAUUAAACUCCAAUUUUUACGAUCUACAAAGUUUUGUUAUUAUUAAAGUAUAUUGGUAAUCAUGCUCGUUCGAUAAAUCCGUAUCAUUGUACAUACCUUGUAUCAACAUUUUACCAUACCACGGUGUUAACUGGUAAUUGCAAAAGAAUUUCGAAGAAGAAAUAAAUCGUCAACCUACUCAAGAGUAACCGAAUGUUUUAUUUUCGAUUGUAUUAAUCGAUGUUACCUUUAAUUUGAAACUGUAAUAAAAAUAUUAUUUGUUGGCUAUUUUUCAUGAUGGUUCUGGCAUCGGUAAUCAAGGUCCAUCGAGACAAGCUUGCAACAUCAUGUUGUCGUUACGUGUCAGCGAUUGACCCACAUUGCAAAAUACAAUUUGUCAACUAUUGAUCCGGCCUCCUCUAUGAUCGUACAUACCUUCUCUGGCUAUGAGUCAUCAGUCCGUUAAGGUGACGUUUUAAAGUACAAUUAAUCGUUCUAUUCAAAUGAUGGAUCAAGACUUUGUAUUGUAUUGCGCUUAAGAAGAAUUAAUACCAAAA